CCGUUCCAAAGGCUGAGUCUGAGUAUGAUCCUGAAGAGGAUGAGAGACGAGCUCAACAACUUAAACAAGAAAAAUUGGCAAAUGCCGAACUUCUUCGUACAACCAAUGAGACGACUGAUG
Messenger RNA from Scutellospora calospora, 120 nucleotides. Lineage: Eukaryota; Fungi; Glomeromycota; Glomeromycetes; Diversisporales; Gigasporaceae. The record is from the annotation of a GenBank genome assembly.